Molecule: messenger RNA, 4147 nt
Organism: Lingula anatina
Lineage: Eukaryota; Metazoa; Brachiopoda; Lingulata; Lingulida; Lingulidae
Product: glycerol-3-phosphate acyltransferase 1, mitochondrial
Biological process (GO): fatty acid metabolic process; triglyceride biosynthetic process; phospholipid biosynthetic process
Cellular component (GO): mitochondrial membrane
Molecular function (GO): glycerol-3-phosphate O-acyltransferase activity
Source: RefSeq, a predicted model, not a curated record
UUUUUUGCCAUUGGGAGUUAAGUCAGUGUGUCUGCUGUCCAUGGGGAUGUGAAAUGUUUCACCCAGUACUUUUGUUCAUGCAGUUUUGCAGGCAUUUCUUAGUAUGGUCGUCAAUGGGAGAUUAUUUGGUGAUUUCUGCCCCAAUGUGGCAUGGUCGUGGACGAUAACUGUCUAGGCGAGCACUGUUUUUGUUCAACGGUAAAGAAAUGAAACGGAAUGGACAUAUCUAUUUGAUGCGACGAGGACAAGUGUAGCCCAUACAAUCGUGGUAUGAAAUGUCUUUCACUGCCUAUGAAAGAACCUCCAAAUGAGGGUGUAUAAGAAUAUGGAGGAUGUCAUGGAAAUGGAGUAAAUAAUAUUCCUUUAAUUUUUACCAUUAUGGAGAACUUUGAUAACCUGAAGCAAGUGUAUGCCAAAUGGGAACAGAAAGGAAAUCCUUACUUAAAGAAUACGCAGGGUUAUGAACCUCCAGCUGGUCUGUCUGUCAACUUGCAGGCUGGAAGGCAGGCAUGGAAGGACAAGUUUGGAGACAAUCUACAGCCUCCUCAGAGAAGAUCAAAAUACAGGAACAAGUUCACUGGAGUCUCUGUUCCCUUGGGCACCAGUUUGGGAUUCUUUAAGGUGAUGCCUAUCAUUGCACCUCAAACCAAUAAGUUCCAAAGGCCGUUUAUGGGCAGAUGUUGUGAAAAAUGUUUAUCUAACAGCAGGAAUUGGUUAUACCAGGAGUCAACAUCAAAACCAGAUAUUGCUGAUGUAUUUCGUGAAUAUGAUGAAUAUAGGAGGAGGAAAGGUUAUCUUGCCAGAGUGUGCAUGUCCUUCAGCUGUACCUUGCAGUCUAGGACGCAGUCGUCUAUCACUUACCCAGACGUAGCUAAACAAGUCAUGAAAAGUAAAAGAAUCCAGGCCACUCUUGAUACAUGUGCAAGGCAGGAUUGUCCAAAGGAAGCUACAACAUUUUCCUUAGAUAAUGAAGAAGAAUUUGAAGAUCCCAAACAGUUGCCCGAGAAACUUGCAUUCCAUAUGAAACGGGCUAAUCAUUUGCUUAGUAAAAUGAAAGCGGGUAUAUCCCUGUCUCUGCUCAAGUUAACCUCAUGGGUAUUGCACAGAGUCCUGAGGUACUUCUUGUCAACAGUUCAAGUUCACAAAGGUCAGAUGGAAAUGGUUCAGAAAGCUGCAGAGAGCAGUCAUCCUUUGAUCUUUCUGCCCCACCAUCGUAGUCACCUUGACUAUGUAGUUGUAACUUUUAUUCUGUACAACUAUGGGAUCAAGGUGCCCCAUGUCGCUGCAGGGGACAACCUGAUGAUUCCGGUUUUUGGAUCUUUCAUGAGAGGGCUUGGUGGUUAUUUUAUAAGAAGAAAGUUGGACAAAGUAGAAGGAAAGAAAGACCUGCUGUACAGAGCUGUUUUGCACACUUACAUGCAGGAGCUUUUACGAGCAGGACAGAAUAUGGAGUUUUUCAUUGAAGGAGGAAGGACCAGGAGUGGCAAGGCUGCUGCACCCAAAGGAGGACUGUUGUCUGUAGUCAUUGACUCAUACAUGGAUGGCCUCUUAGAAGAUGCUUACAUUAUUCCCGUCAGUAUCAAUUAUGAAAAGAUUUUAGAUGGUACUUUUUUCAUCAGAGAGCAGAUGGGUGAACAAAAGAUAAAGGAGACAUUCUGGGGAGCUUUGAAAGCUGUCUGGAGAGUUCUCAUGUCACAUUAUGGUAACAUUAGGGUGGACUUCGCACAACCUUUCUCACUCAAGGAAUAUCUUCAGUCUGCUCAAUACACUAACAUGGAGGCUCGUAAAGAAAACCUUGAGUCUCGCAGGAACAGUUUUUCUCGAGCACGCAGGUCAUCUGGCAAGUUACGCCCGUCUGGCAGUUUGACAUCUUUGUAUGGAACUGAUGUGGUUGUGGAAGACCAGAGACAGACUGUGAAAGACUUGGCACAGCAUGUAGUAUACACUUUUGUGAAUAGUUCCACUAUAAUGUGCACUACCAUGCUGGCAUUCCUGCUUGUCACCAAACACAGAAAGGGUGCAAGAUUAGAAGAGCUUGUACAAAGUUUUGAAUGGCUGAAAGAGGAGAUAACAUUCAGAGGAAGAGAUGUUGGUUUUGUUGGAAGGGCACCAACUGUCAUACAGUAUGCGGCAGAUGUUCUAGGGGACAACGUGGUGAAGAAAUACAGUGUGCCAGCUGAUGACAGUCUUGCUGGCAGUGAGGAUAGCAUUGGCACAGAGUUGAUGUAUUUUGAGCCAGUGACCUGCUUGCCUGAUGUAUUUGAACUCAGAUACUACGCCAGUGGAGCCAUUAGUGUCUUCCUUAUGGAAAGUAUAAUAGCCACAACAGUGUAUGGUGUUGCCUCUGAUGAUCUUGACAUUCGCCACAUUUCUACAACAGAUGUUUUUGUUUCUCAUGAUGAAGUCAUGGAGAAAGCUCAAAGGCUGUGUGCACUGCUGCAGUAUGAGUUUUUAUUUGUUCCACCUUGCACAAGUCUUGGGACAGAGCUAAGCAGUGCCAUGGAUAAGCUGAUCACAUAUGAAAUCUUGAGAGAAGAGGAAUCCUCCCUCCACUCUGCAUACACUGACUCCAGGGAAAUGCAGUGGGCAAAACGGUUUGCCUCCAGUUUAAAGAUGCAAGAAUACAGCUCAGAUGAAGAGGAGGAGGAAGAGGUUGCAUUUAAGAAAUUGCAGGUUCUUCUAGAUGAACCUGACUGCUAUAAUCGCUUCAACUUCUUACUGACUGUCCUGGCUCCAUAUAUUGAGUCUUACUGGAUAGUAGUGCAGUCCUUGACCAGGCUUUUGAAAGAGGAUAUGCCAGAAAAUGAGUUCUUGGGUACUAUUCAUCAAAUUGCCUUAGACAGAGUUGAAGAUGGAGUGGCAGAAUUUGCUGAAAGUGUUUCUAUGGAGUGCUUGAAGAAUGCUAUUAAAGCUUUGCAGAGCAUCAAGGUGUUGGAGAUCUACUAUGAUACAAAAACUGUGGAGUUCACCAAGACUGUCUCCCUGUGUGACAAGUACAGGGAGGAGGAAAGAUUGAAUGACUUCAUAGAUUUUAUAGAGGAUUGCAGAAUGUGAACAUCUGGUUGGUUUUGUUUUUGAGGAUUACUGCGGAAUAGGAGUUGCAGGGGAUAGUUGAUAAGUGAAGGGAGUUGAGUUUAAAGCAUUUUAAAUAUGAAAAGAUAAAGGAACGGAAAAAUAAUUAGUUAAUGAAAUUUCUGGGAUCAUCAUGGUGUACAUAAACCAGACAAUCGGACAUUAAAUUAAGUUAUAUGCAAACAUUCCCAUGUGUCUUUAAUUUAAUGUAUCUAAAACAAAAAGACUUGUCAAAUAAAAAUGAUCUUUUAUUGAGCAUGUUUACCAAGGAGUUCACAUUCUACCAAUUGAAGUUGUGACACACCUGAAUAUUGUGCCAUUACACCCAAGUCUAGAAUAUAUUCAUGUUUAAUGAUUUGAAUUAACUGUAGUUUGGUUUCCUUAAGACAUUUAAAGAGGUAUCAUAUUAAUAUUUCUGUAAAUCCUGAGCGUACAAGGUUAAGACAAGGAGAAAAAAAUGGAUAAUUCUACAGUUUCCAGUCCUAUGACUUGCUGCCUUGUGAUUGUGUGAAGUUCACUGUCGCAUGCAUAAAGUCACUCUCCUCUUGGAUACUUUACCCUCCAGGGGAGAACUAUGUCUGCACCCUUGCCUGAAGUAGCCUAUGGUAUUAAUAUUAAUAGAAAUGUAAUAAUUUGAUAUGUGCAGACCAUGGUUUUCCCUUGGGAGCAAAUAACGCAAAACUUUCAUGUCCACACUUUUUCCUGGUAGGUUAUUGACUACUAAUGAAUAGGACGGACAUGACAUCAGUUGUUGGAGAGUCAGGUGAACAUGUAUAUUGCAUGUCAAAAAACAAAUUAUGUAUAAUUGAAGAGAAAGAGCAGAGGCACCACAAUUGUUGAUGUUAACCACCAAUUACACUUUUUUAUUGUUGGUCUAUUUAGUUUCCUUUCUCUUGUUUAUAAGGUAUUGUUAAGAAGGCAUUGUUAUAUUUUGUUAAUACUUUUUUCUGUUUUUUUUUAACAAUUAAAAUUGGUUAUUCAGUGAUGAUUUAGAAAAAUAGCAAAUGCAGUUAUUCAUUAAUGUUAAUUAUGAAAUGUGUAAAACUGCAAGAAUAAAAGUAGAAAUACUGUACUU